GCUACCUGCAAGAACGUGAAACUGUAGCAACGUAUACGAAGCAGACACUCGCAGUUCUACGCGCGCGAAAUUUAAUGCGCCCGUGAAAUGAAAUUAUUUGCUCGGAUUAUUUUUGUUUGCUCCGCAUUUGUUGUGAGAUAAAUAUCAUUCCAUAGAAAGUAAAGUAACUGCACAAAGACUGAAAGGAAGAUUGAGAAGUUUGAAGGAGAACGAGAGGGCAAAAGGAAACAGUGUAAAGAAGAAGUGAUGAUGAUGGAAAUAGAGAAAGACGGAAGCAGGAGAAACGUAAGGAACCAGGAGGAGAACAUGGAGGAUGAUUUGGAGUUGCCUCUACCUACUGGACAGGAAAACUUUGCAGUCUGGUGUCAAGAUGUGUACCAAUCUUAUGGCAAACUGAAGGCUCUCUGCAACAUGAGCCUUGCUGUGCCACAGGGACAGAUUUACGGCCUUUUGGGACCCAGUGGAUGUGGGAAGACCACACUUCUGAAAUGCAUUGUGGGAGCCUUGAAAAUCUCACAGGGUCACAUUACUGUUUUGGGGAAGCCGCCUAAGUUUCCGGGUCACAAAGUUCCAGGGAAGAAACUUGGAUACAUGCCACAGAAAUUGGCGCUGUACAGUGAGUUUACCAUCAGUGAAACCCUGACCUUCUAUGGCCGAAUUCAUGGCCUGACAUCUAAGAAAAUCCAGGAACGCAUGAAUCAUCUCAUUGACGUUCUGGAGCUACCUCAGAAGACCAGCCUGGUUCAAAAUCUCAGUGGGGGUCAGCAGCGAAGGGUGUCUCUUGGGGUGGCUCUGCUGCAUAAUCCAGAGCUGCUCAUCCUCGAUGAACCAACAGUGGGAGUAGACCCUGUGCUCAGAUCUAAGAUCUGGCAACACUUGGUAGAGAUUGUGAAGAUGGGAAAAGUCUCUGUUAUCAUCACCACACACUACAUAGAGGAGGCCAGGCAAGCCAAUAUGGUUGGUCUCAUGAGAAAUGGCCAGUUGGUGGCUGAAGAUCCUCCAGAUGCCAUCAUGCAGCAGCACUGUUCAACAACCCUGGAGCAUGCCUUCCUGCAACUGUGUGAAACAUCAGAUAAUGAGAACGACCCUAAACAAGAGUCAAGUCCUCCAGAUGGAACGUUAGAGAGCCAGCCAUUUCCUAGAGUUGGAUCUCCACCUGCAGAGGAAAGCCUCAAAGGUUCAGUGGACUGGAAGGUGCGAGCCAGACACAUGCUGCCAAAGUGGAGGAACAUCGCUGCCCUGAUGAUCAAAACAUUUGUGCGACUGAAGAGAUUGCCAGGCUCUCUGGUUCUCCAGUUCAUGCUGCCUGUCAUGGAGAUCACACUCAUCUGUCUGUGUGUCGGAGAACCAAAAGGAAUCCGGGUUGCUAUAGUGAACAAUGAGACUUUAUUCCCCUCUGUGAGCAAAUCACUCCUCUCCUUCCUCGACAACUCCAGCGUGCAACAGGUGAGCCUGUCCCACCAAGAAGCUUUUGAGGGGAUCUAUAAUGGAGAGUACUGGGGUGUAAUCGCCUUUGGCAAGAACUUCACCAGCUACCUAAUUAAACGGAUGGUCGAGAAACAGGUUUCUCAAGAGAUAAUUGAUGGAGGAUCAGUGCAUAUCUGGCUGGAUGAGACAGAUCAACAAAUUGCUUUCAUGCUGCAGAAGAAAUUGCAGGAGGCCUUUAAGGCCUUUGUGGAUCAUAAUUUGGGUGACAGGGCAUAUCAGGUUGCCCUGCCAGUAAAGUUUGAGAAGCCCAUCUACGGCAGCCAAAACAAAGUUUUUCCUGCAUUUGUGACACCUGGCAUUGCACUCAGUAUUAUGUUCUACCAGGCCAUUAGUCUGACAACACUCGCCAUUGUUCUGGAGAGGAAAGAGGGGCUGAUGGACAGAUGCUUUGUUUCAGGCAUGAGGUCUUUUGAGAUGAUACUGGCUCAUCUCUUCUCUCAGCUGUUCAUCAUCAGCAUUCAGAUCAUCCUGCUGCUUCUUAUGAUACUGCUCGUCUUCAAGAUACCUAAUGAAGGCUCUUUGGUGCUUAUCAUAAUUCUGAUGGUGCUGCAGGGUGUCACAGGCAUCUCAUUCGGCCUCGUCAUUUCAUCUGUCGUUGACGACGAGCAGAAUGCCUUCCAGGCCGUUGUGGGACUGUUCCAGCCCAAUCUUCUACUUGGUGGUAUCAUCUGGCCUGUGGAAUGUAUCCCGUAUCCUCUUCGUUACGUUAGCCUGGCCCUUCCUCUGACCUACACCACAGAAGCCCUUCGCUGUAUCAUGUACAGAGGCUGGAGUUUGUCUCAGAUGAUGGUAUGGCGAGGCUUUGCUGUCACCCUGGGUUGGAACACUUUCUUCGUCAUCCUGGCAACAGUCAUCCUGAAGCUGCGGAUGUGACAGCCUCACCCCACAGAGCCUCCCUCAGAACGCGGGGGUGUAUCAAGCGAAGCCCUGAAGUCAACGACUCACCUGGGCCUGUUUAAAUUCAAGUGUACAUUUAGGAUUCUUCACACAGAAAUACACAAGCUAUAGUAUAUAGAUAUGCAGUAUGUUAUCUAAGGAUCAUAUAGGGUCUUUUAGUUUGUUUCACUUCUAUCUGCACCUUCUGUAAAAGUGCAGUCAGAUAUGUUUUUAAGUGUGUAAUAGAAAAAAGAAUAUUGUACUCAUAAAUAUUAUAUAUUGUAUAAUGAAUAUACUAAUUUCUGACAAAAUGAUAUAUUGUUCUUGAUGUUUGGCCUUAGUCUUUAAUACUACAGCAUUGAUUUUUUUUUUUGAAGUAGAGCAGUCCAUGUUGGGGGUGGGGGGCUGGUGAAUGUACUGAAUGUAACAGUGUCUUACAUGUAAAUGUAAGCCACUGUGUACGCUACGUCGUAGUGUCUACAUAGAUUCACUGCAGAAGAAUAACUUAAGUGUAAACCAGUGAGCUGUCUGCCUUUACUCUGCUUGCUUUGUGUUGGCUUACAUUAUGGCUUAAUGAUGAAAAUGUGCAUACACCAUGCUGUGUACUGAGAUUUUCUUGCACUGUAAAUCUGCUCUUGUUGCUCUGCUGUACAUUCAUCAGUGUUCCUGUCGCACAUUUUAAGGGACACUGUGUUCUUGAUUGGUAGGGAGCGUUGACUUAUUCGUCUUAAUUAAACAGCUUUUUAUGAUGUUCAGAGGACUUCUCAAUUGACUUUACUGUAUUUUACCAAACUGUGAGGAUAUGCUGUAGCUCAGUUCAUAAUCUUACUUCUGUGCCUUGGUUGACUUUCAUCACACGGUAAUCUGUCUUUAUAUAAAAUCAUGUAAAAGUGGUAGUAAAAUUGGUACAAGUCAUGUAAAACUGUUGCUGAUUCUGUAAAGAUGUUUUUGUUUGUUUGGUUUGUUUUUGGAAAACUGAUAUACUGUUGCCAAAAACUCAGUUUGAUUUGUGAAAUUUCGGAUUUUUGUUCAAAAGUGCUUUGUAUCGAUUAUUAAGUGUGCAUAUUGGAAUUUUUUAUGGUUAAAUGACUGCAUUUGUUGUAUUGUUUGUCUGUGUUGCUAAAAUCGGUCAGUCGUUCAAGGUCAGAUGUAUAGAGAGCAGUCACCCAUAGAAAUACUUUCACAAUCACAAAGCACGUUUUCUAAAGCUCAAAUUAUGUAAACCCAGAGGUUAAGCAUAUUGUUUCAUGGUCGGAUGUUUGUUUGGUGCUUUUUACAAAAAAACAAACAAACAAAAAUAAAACAAUUGUUGUAUGUCUCCUGCUGGCAGUGGUCAUCACUGGAUUCUUCACCUAGAAGAGGAAACGGAAUGAUGAGGAACAAAAUAUAUGCUGAUUUACACAUGAGUAUACGUGCAAAUAAAGCUUAUACAAGAAUCCCAGAAUACUGAAAUUAGUGUUUUCUACCAUUAAGUUUAAGUUGUUAUGUUAUAUAUUAGUUAAGCUGCACUUACAAAGACUUAAUGAGCUCAAAACUCUUCCUAUUAAAAAUAUGUAACAAUGU
This is a messenger RNA of Oreochromis niloticus (Nile tilapia), 3927 nucleotides long. RefSeq names its product ABC transporter G family member 23. The transcript is spliced from 22 exons. The record is from RefSeq and is a predicted model, not a curated record. The coding region runs from base 247 to 2361 and encodes 704 amino acids. Gene Ontology annotation, biological process: transmembrane transport. NCBI's taxonomy places the organism in Eukaryota, Metazoa, Chordata, Actinopteri, Cichliformes, Cichlidae. Gene Ontology annotation, molecular function: ATP hydrolysis activity; ATP binding; ABC-type transporter activity. Gene Ontology annotation, cellular component: ATP-binding cassette (ABC) transporter complex; membrane.